CCCAUUCCUAUUCCCUAACCCUCUUCUCAACCUCCAUUCCCCACUCUCGUUCUCCCACCUCCAUUCCUGUCCCUCACUUUAGCCUCCACUCCAACCCCACUCCUAGCCUCCACACCCCAUCUCCCCAAACACUAACCUCCACUCCAACCCCCAUUCCUGUUCCCUAACCCCCUUCCCAGCCUCCAUUUCCCAGUCUCAUUCUCCCACCCCCAUUCCUGUCCUUCACCUUAGCUUCCACUCCAACCCCAUUCCACACCCUGUCUUUCCCAACCCCUUUCCUAGCUUCCACACCCCAUCUCCCCAAACACUAACCUCCACUCCAACCCCCAUUCCUGUUCCCUAACCCCCUUCUCAACCGCCAUUCCCCACUCUUGUUCUCCCACCUCCAUUCCUGUCCCUCACUUUAGCCUCCACUCCAACCCCACUCCUAGCCUCCACACCCCAUCUCCCCAAACACUAACCUCCACUCCAACCCCCAUUCCUGUUCCCUAACCCCCUUCCCAGCCUCCAUUUCCCACUCUCGUUCUCCCACCCCCAUUCCUGUCCUUCACCUUAGCUUCCACUCCAACCCCAUUCCACACCCUGUCUUCCCCAACCCCACUCCUAGCCUCCACACCCCAUCUCCCCAAACACUAACCUCCACUCCAACCUCCAUUUCUACUCCCUAACCCCCUCCUCAACCUCCAUUCCCCACUCUCAUUCUCCCACCUCCAUUCCUGUCCCUAACUUUAGCCUCCACUCCAACCCCACUCCUAGCCUCCACACCCCAUCUCCCCAAACACUAACCUCCACUCCAACCCCCAUUCCUCUUCCCUAACCCCCUUCCCAGCCUCCAUUCCCCACUCUCGUUCUCCCACCCCAUUCCUGUCCCUCACCUUAGCCUCCACUCCAACCCCAUUCCACACCCCCGUCUCCCCCAACCCCUUUCCUAGCUUCCACACCCCAUCUCCCCAAGCACUAACCUCCACUCCAACCCCCAUUCCUGUUCCCUAUCCCCCUUCCCAGCCUCCAUUCCCCACUCUCGUUCUCCCACCCCCAUUCCUGUCCCUCACCUCAGCUACCACUCCAACCCCUCCCACAUUCCCAUUGCCCCAUUCCCAGAUGCCACACCACAUGGCCUUACCCGCAGCCCCGUUCCCAGAUUCCAGCCUCUGCUGUCUUUCCUCUAGCCCCAUCCCAUUCCCCUCACCCUAGCCCCAUUUCCAUCUCCACCCCUCCAUUCCCAUUUCCAACCACCAACACUUGUGUUUCCUUAGCCCAUUCCCCUCCUCAGGCUCCCAGGGAGUGAUGGCGGCCCAGCAGGGCCAGGGGCUGGGCCUAGGGGCUCGGUGAGAGGCCGCCUGGCAGAUCUGGGCCUCCCUGCCCUGUGUUCUGUUUGACCCCGGCCGAAGAAAAGUGGCUCAUUCCCCACCUGCCGUCUACCGGGCCAGGGGCACGGGGACCCCGGCUCCUGGAGCAGAGCCCCAGCAGCCAGACGUCCAUGGCCACGAUGCAGGAGCCGCAGGAGACAGUGGAGGAGACGGUGACCGUGGAGGAGGACCCCGGGACGCCCACCUCGCACGUGUCCAUCGUCACGUCGGAGGAUGGGACCACGCGGAGGACGGAGACCAAGGUGACCAAGAUGGUGAAGACGGUGACCACGCGGACGGUGCGGCAGGUGCCCGUGGGCCCGGACGGGCUGGCCCUGCUGGACGGCUGCCCCUCGCUGGGCGGCUGCGCGGACUCCACGGACCGGCGCUUCCCGAAGACCGGCGAGCGCUACCUCCCCGCCGCCGCCGCCGCCUCCUCCUCCUCCUCCUCCUCCACGCUGGGCCGCGCCUUCCGCCCCGGCUACGGGGACGCCGGCUACGGGGAGCCCCCCGGCGAGCCGCCCGACGCCUACGGCAGCCUCUCCCGCGGCCUCCGCUUCCGGCCCCGCUACGCCGCCUACGGCGCCGGCCCCCGGGCCGAGGACGGCGGCUUCCCUCCGCCCGGCCGGCGGGAGCCCGGGGGGCCGCAGCCCCAGGCCCCGGACCCCGCGGGCCCGAGCCGGUCGCAGCCGGAGCGCUUCCAGCCCGAGCCCUACGGCCUGGAGGAUGACAACCGCAGCCUGGCGGGCGCCGAGGACGAGGCCUACGAUCUGGACGCCGACUACUCCACGGUCGGACGCGGGCCGCCCGCCGACCGGGCCCGGGCACACAGGGCCAGGGCGGACCCGUCGGAGGGGCAGCCGGCGGCGCCCCUGGCCCAGCCGGAGCGGGGCAGCCUGGCCAGCGUGGACCGGCUGGGCGAGCGGUCCCCGUCCCUGGACAGCGCCCGCAAGGACGCCCGCUGGCGCGACCCCGAGCUGCCCGAGGUGAUCGCCAUGCUGCGCCACCCGCUAGACCCGGUCAAGGCCAACGCGGCGGCCUACCUGCAGCACCUGUGCUACGAGAGCGAGCCCACCAAGCGGGACGUGCGGCGGCUGCAGGGGGUCCCGGCCCUGGUGGGCCUGCUGGGCCACCCCCGGGCCGAGGUCCACCGGCGGGCCUGCGGGGCCCUCCGCAACCUCAGCUUCGGCCGCGACGGCGGCAACAAGGCCGCCAUCCGGGCCUGCCGCGGCGUCCCCGCCCUGGUCCACCUCCUGCGGCGCACCGCCGACCUCGAGGUGCGCGAGCUCGUCACCGGCACGCUGUGGAACCUGUCGUCCUACGAGCCCCUCAAGAUGGAGAUCAUCACCCACGGCCUGCAGACCCUCACCGACGAGGUCAUCGUCCCCGACUCGGGCUGGGAGAGCGAGCCCAACGAGGACUCCAAGCCGCGGGAAGCCCGGUGGACCACCCUCUUCAAGAACACGUCCGGCUGCCUGAGGAACGUGAGCUCGGACGGGGCCGAGGCCCGCCGGAAGCUGCGGGAGUGCACCGGUCUGGUGGACGCCCUGCUCCACGCCCUGCUGUCCGCCGUGGGCAAGAAGGACACGGAUAACAAGUCGGUGGAGAACUCGGUUUGCAUCAUGCGGAACCUCUCGUAUCACGUGCACAAAGAAGUCCCGGGGGCGGAGAGGUACCGGGAGCCCGAGGCCCGGCGCGCGGCCGCUGCCCAGAGGAAGAAGAAGGAAGACGUCAGCUGCUUCGGGGGCAAAAAAGCCAAAGAGGAGUGGUUCAGUAAAGGGAAGAAGCUGGCCGGGCUGGACCGCACCUUCGACACCCUCGACUCGCCCAAGCGCACGGAGGCCGCCAAAGGCUUCGAGCUUCUGUACCAGCCGGAGGUGGUGCGACUCUACCUGGCCAUCCUCACCGGCUCCCGGAACCUCAACACCCUGGAGGCGGCCGCAGGAGCCCUGCAGAACCUCAGCGCCGGAAACUGGACGUGGUCCACCCAGAUCCGGGCGGCGGUGCGGAAGGAGAGGGGGCUGCCCGUGUUGGUGGAGCUCCUGCAGUCGGACUCGGACAAGGUGGUGCGGGCCGUGGCCAUCGCUCUCCGGAACCUCUCGCUGGACCAGAGCAACAAGGACCUCAUAGGCGUGUACGCCAUGCGGGAACUGGUGAGGAACCUGUCCGCCCGGGAGCAGAGGCCGGCCAAGGCCCUGGAGGAGGACACGGUGGUGGCCGUGCUCAACGCCAUCCACGAGGCCGUCACCGACAGCGCCGAGAACGCCCGCACCCUGGUGCACACCCAGGGCGUCCAGAACCUGGUGGCCAUCAGCAAGACCAGCCCGUCGCUGAGGGAGACCAAGGCGGCGGCCCACGUCCUGCAGGUGGUCUGGAGCUACAAGGAGCUGCGCGGCGCCCUGCUGAAGGACGGCUGGAACAAGUCCCAUUUCCAGUUGGCCCCGUCGACGGCACCCAGGGGCUCCCGAGGCUCGGGCCAGGCGGGCUACGAUGACAGCACUUUGCCUCUGGUGGACAAGAACCACGAUGAGAGGACCGUGGGCCGCGACGGGAUCCCCAUGGACGAGCUGGGCCCAGACGGCUACUCCACCAUUGACCAGAGGGACAGGGGCCACAGAGCCAGAGCCGGGGGGGACGCCAUCGCCGCCCCCGCCGACGGCAAGGGGCCUCUAAAAAGUGAGCCCCCCGGCAAGGCCCCGGCCGUCAGCCUGCUGGACCCCCGGGACCCCCGGCCGCAGCCGGUGGACUCCUGGGUGUAGCCAGCCGGGCCGGGCUGAGCGCCCCGGCCGCCCGCACCGCGUUUUCGGGGUGAAGAGGAGCGGGGGGUCCCGGCGUCCCUGCGGGACCGAGGGGCUUUAACCAGGACCUCAGCCUUCCCGACGGACACGCCGUCCCUUCCCACCACACUGCUGCCCCAGUCCCCUCCCCUACAUUGCCGCCCUCCCUCUCACCUCCAUCCAUCCCCCAGCCCCUGCUCCCCCGACUCCUCGGGGGUCGCAGAGAGGCGGACAGGACGCGGGGGGCCGCGAGGAUCUGGAUUUGCAGAGACACCCCCCCUGCAAGGCCGAGCGGCCAGAAGGGUGAGGGAGAGGCGUUCCCCCAUCCCCUGUCCCCCGGCAGAUAGCACUUUCCGUUGGGACUCUGGGGAACUGUGAAUUUCUUUUAUUUUUUUCUCUUUUCUUUUUCCUUUAAAGCUCACGUAGCCCCUCUGACUAACCUGAGUUUUUGUCUGCGAUGCACUGGAGGCCGGGGGGCGGUGGGGAGGGUCGCCCCCCGGGACCCGGUAUCGAGUGGAUUGGCGCGAAAAGCGUGUGAGGGCCCCACGCGGGGCCCCCUCCCCUCUCUCUUCCUCUCCCCUCUCUUUCCCCCUCCAUCCCGGCCUCCGAACCCCGGGGUCGGGCAACCCAGCCGGGGCCGACGGCUACAUCCGGGGAGUUUUAGUGCCUGCCGAUUCCUUUGUAAUUAAAAUAAAGAAAAGGAACCAUAAAAAAAAGGAAUACCAAAAUAUUCUACUGUAUUCGUAAACCUCUACAUGCUUUUGUAAAUAAUUAAAGUACUAAAAAAGCA
Messenger RNA from Tachyglossus aculeatus (Australian echidna), 4916 nucleotides. RefSeq names its product ARVCF delta catenin family member (gene ARVCF). Gene Ontology annotation, biological process: cell-cell adhesion; cell-cell junction assembly. Gene Ontology annotation, cellular component: adherens junction; nucleus; plasma membrane. Lineage: Eukaryota; Metazoa; Chordata; Mammalia; Monotremata; Tachyglossidae. Gene Ontology annotation, molecular function: cadherin binding. The record is from RefSeq and is a predicted model, not a curated record. The coding region runs from base 1481 to 4108 and encodes 875 amino acids. The transcript is spliced from 18 exons.